AUGUUGUUCUGGUUAACAGUUAUCACCGCAUUCUUAUGUGUAACAUAUUCUGAUGGUACAUGUACAUAUGGUUGUACAUGUUAUAGUGAUAGUACUUGUACAUACUAUUGUAACAAUAAUAUGUGUCAAUAUUCCAUUCCAUGGGGUAAUAAAUGUUCUGGUCAUUAUCUUCAUCCAAAUGAAUGUGGUACAGGCGCUUAUUGUGAUUCAAGUACAUAUACAUGUCGAUAUUUAAAGAGCACAGGUGGAUACUGUUCACUCGAUUGGGAAUGUUAUUCUAACUAUUGUGAUUAUUCCUCAAUGACAUGUGAAUACAGAAGUACAACGCAUUGGUCAUUAGUCAUCACAUUACCGGUUGUAUUCACUUGUUUAACACUGUUUUUGAUUAUUGUCAUUGUGGUUGUACGUACUCGACGACGUCAACUUUUCGCACAUCAAGCUUUUGCUGUUCAGCCACCAUAUGGAUAUCAAAAUCCAACUGUUGUGUGCAAUAGUCCACCACCCUAUCCUUAUCAACCAGAUAUGAGCAAGCAUUAG
Messenger RNA from Didymodactylos carnosus, 537 nucleotides. NCBI's taxonomy places the organism in Eukaryota, Metazoa, Rotifera, Eurotatoria, Philodinida, Philodinidae. The record is from the annotation of a GenBank genome assembly.